CAAAGCCUCGCCCAGCUGCUUAACAAACUGAAGUGCCUGUGGCAUGCAGCAAAAAUAUUAAAUGAAUUAAAAAAAUGACCCCAAGAAUGCAACUCCCUCUGAUCUCAAACUGAUAUUGCUUUAGAAUUCGUGCAGUCAAACAUUGACAGCUAGUAUAUACAAAAUGAUCGAGGUUUAUGAUAUGGUAACGGUACUUUUUCUAGAGUAAAACGAUAACGGUACUAGGAGAUUGCUCAGGAAAAGUAUAUUCAUAUCAUCAUUCUUUCUUAUUUUCAACUAAAAUAUAAAUCAAAAAAGUAAUGUUCGAUUUGGCUAUGCUAUGCCUCAGCAAUCUGGACAACCAGGGUGACGAUGUAGGUUAAGUUCUUCCUUGGGUUAGCUACCAAGUCUGACAAAAUCCUCACUUGGAUAAGCUCAUCAGGCAGCAUCCCCAUGACAAACAUGAUCUUUACGGAUUGGUGGUCCUAUAUGAUCGCCACGGCACCAACAGUUUUACAAAAGGGAGUAGUUUCCAUAACGCCUUCAUUGCUUGGUCAAUCUGGAAGCAGCGGAAUCACUUCAUCUUCAACAGAAACCAGCCAAAUGUGCAGCUGCUUGUUAGCAUUAUGGUGGAAUAAGUUCAAGUGAGUUUAACAAGUUCUCAGUUCUAGUAGCAUGUCUCAAUGUAAUUUUUUCAAAUAAAACAGAAAAAUAUGAAAUAUGCUUCCUGCUGCACGAAUUUGCAGAACAGAUGUAACGUACGUAGAGCUUUGCUCUAUGGGGAAAGAAUUAGAUGAGAGUCUCACGAUGCUUGAAAGGGCACGUGUAUAGUGAGGUAGCUCGAUCUGAGAUCUCGAGCAGGACCUACGACAACUACGUUAAGCUGGUGAGGCAACUAAUAAAAGGCGCACAACAAAGUUAGUACUCCCUCAUUCACUAAAUGCAUGCCAUUCUAGCAUCUAACAUUGGAACUAUAACAUGAAAAACAGUGACGGGUUGUGAGAUAAAAACAAGAGAUUCAAUUGUACAAUGCUCAAAAACAAUUUCUAGAAAGAAAACCAGGCGUUUUUCUAUCUUCAGUUUAUACAAGUGUUAUAAAUCAACAAGGACCUAUGUAAUAUGAUCGUAGAAGUAGCUCAAGAUUAGUUUGUUCAACUAGUUUACUUCGUAAAGUAAUUCAACAAUAAUAAAAGAAUGCAAACCACAUACAUGACGGGCGUGUUUGGUUGCCUGCAUGAGGCCCAACCAGGUCCGCGCGGGAAGAAAACGACCUGUUUGGUUGGCUGCAUACACUGUUGGGCCUGCAUGGCACGAUGUUUAAAGCACUCCUGGGCCUGGCUCCCUGGGAACGCUCGAAUCGGCAGUUUCUCCAGAGCCAGGCCCGAGCGGUGCACGUGGGCGGCGGUGGCUGCACGCGCGUGGCCACGCUCGAGAAGCCGCGUUGCUUCCCGAAGCGCCGGCAGUUAUUAGCCUCACCGCUCCAUCUCCCCACUCUCCCAAUUCUCACUGGCGGCAGCGGAUCGGAGGAGAGCAAGAAGACCACCAGACUCCAUCACCGGUGAGCGGAUCAUCACCUGGCCCGCGGCAAUGGCGAUCGAGGAGAGCAAUGAGAUGGGCACGAAGGUGCUCCCGGCCGUUGACAACAAGGACAGGCAGCCGGUUCAUCCAAUGCCCGAGGUGGUGCUGCCACCCACCGCUGAGGAAGAACCGAAGACGCCAACGGUUGGCGACGACGAGCGCAUGGAGGAGCCCCCCAGCAGCAAGCGCCGCAACUACGACCACUACCAUGAGGAGGAUGGCCCAACUCACUUCUGCAAGGUCAUCGUUGCACCGGAGCUUGAGUGCAUCCCCAUGCCCCUGGGCUUCACCAAGCACUUCGUCGCGGUGCCGACGGAGUUCAAGCUGAGGAACAACACCGGCUGCUCCUGGAGGGUGACGGUGAAGCUGAUGAACGACAGGGUGACCUUGGAUCAGGGUUGGGCCACCUACGCCGCAGUUCAUCAGAUCAAGAUCGGCUAUAUGGUGACGUUCAAGCUCCUGACUGCCGACACCCUCAAGGUCAUCAUCUUCGACGACGAUGGCAUUGAGGUGGUCAACAAGUGCGGGAAGCACGACGAAGCCUUCGCCGCCAGGGACUAGGGCCCGGGCACCUCCUUCCUUAGUACUAUCGAGUCUGCUUUAUGGUUUAUGUGUUGAACUGUUUGAACUAUCAUUAUGAUGUAUGGUACUAUGUUAUCUGAACUAUGCUGUUAAGUAGUUGAUUUUCUGUUUAUGCUAUGCUCUGCUUAUGAUGUGUGGUACAUGGUUGUGCCGAAGUGUGCUGGUAACCUCACCAACUAGCCAA
This is a messenger RNA of Triticum dicoccoides, 2323 nucleotides long. Its product is annotated as putative B3 domain-containing protein Os03g0621600. Lineage: Eukaryota; Viridiplantae; Streptophyta; Magnoliopsida; Poales; Poaceae. Bases 1567 to 2118 code for a protein of 183 amino acids. The record is from RefSeq and is a predicted model, not a curated record. The transcript has 2 exons. Gene Ontology annotation, molecular function: DNA binding.